AGUUUCCGCUUUCGGCUGAGCCCCCGUUCGAAUCGCCGUUGCGCGUUUCGCCGUCCUCGCCAUGGCACGUUUGGCCGUCGUUGGUGUCUUGCUGGUGACCUCGCUGGCCUUCGUGGCCCCCAAGGUGAGCACCCCGCGUGUGGUGCGUCACCAGGUACCGAGGUCGGCGCCGUCCUCGGAGUCCUCGGGGUCCUCGGGGUCCUCGGGGUCCUCGGGGUCGAUGAUGGCAGUGGUGCUGGGAGUGAUCUUUGGAAUUGCCUUGCUUCCCCACAGCGCUCUGGCGGGCACUGGGUCAUCUCGACCCGAAUUCCAGUUGGUUCGACCCAGCUACAUGCAGGGCAUCGAUGCAGCCAAUGCAGCGGUGAAACCUGGGGAGAUCGACUAUAUCACGCGCUCCCGCAUCGAGGCAGCGCAAUUGCCCAAGGCCAAAGAGGAGAUGGAGAUGACCCGCGUGAAGCUGCAAGCCGCGCCCAGCAAGGAAGAGCGUGUGGCUGCCUCUUUGAAGCGCCUGCGCGAGUACAGCGGCGUUGAGGGCUGAGUGUGUCGCAGAGACAGCCGCAGAGUGCGUCACAGACAGCGGCGAGAGCCGGGUUGGUCUGACCGACCUCUUUGGAAAGUUCCAGGCCUUCAGCAGCCAAGUGAUUGACGGAUGAUCGUUGGAGAUUUUUUGGGAUG
This is a messenger RNA of Cladocopium goreaui, 675 nucleotides long. NCBI's taxonomy places the organism in Eukaryota, Dinophyceae, Suessiales, Symbiodiniaceae. The record is from the annotation of a GenBank genome assembly.